Molecule: messenger RNA, 3308 nt
Organism: Spizellomyces punctatus DAOM BR117
Lineage: Eukaryota; Fungi; Chytridiomycota; Chytridiomycetes; Spizellomycetales; Spizellomycetaceae
Exons: 8
Coding region: 1-3168 (1055 amino acids)
Source: RefSeq, a predicted model, not a curated record
AUGGAAGAUCGCAGGCGGCCAAGCUACAAGGAAUUUUUGCAGCGAUUUCGCCACGAUCCACCAGAGGCACCCAACAGAAGGAGACAACUCGUUCCACGGUCAAGGAACGACCAUAGACACGAGGCAUAUUCCGGAGGCGAUGCAGCCACGAAGAAAGCUCACUCCCGCCCAGUCAUCACCAAGUCUCGUAUCCCGACUGCAGCAUUCCGUCAGCAGGACACCAAGAAUAAAAGGAACCCUAGCGUGACGACCACAAAUCGGCCAAAGCCUCCCGCAAAAGUAGCACAUCAUGCGUCGCAGACAGUCGCCAAACCAGUGAAUGCGGUCCAUGAUGGGUUGGCCAAACCCGUUCGUCCAGACGAGGAAGGCUCUUUGCGUCCUUUAAGCAUGGAAUGGUCUAGCCAUACAUCCUCUCCUUGGUCGUCAUCGCUAAAUUCUACCACGUCCAGUGAUAUUGCUGAAGACGAUCACAUCGGACAGCGUCGAUGGGAAUGGAGCUCAGAAAGUGCCCAGGGUGAUACUGUCCAUAGUGAUUGGGAUACGACCAGCGACAUCACUGCAUUACGAUCUAAAUACUUUUGGGAAACAAUGAGCGAAAAGAAUGUAGAGAUGUUGGGAAGAAGACUGGAAAUGGAGGAAAAAGAGAAUAUGGAGGAUCUCCUCAACACAGGAACGAAAAAGCCACUUUCCAUACCGCUGAAUUGUUCAGCGACCUUGAAUCCCGAAGAGAUACUGAACUCACUACGUCAAAGAUAUCGGAUUGAUAAUUCUCACAGCGGAUGUGGAGCAGAUAGGGAACGGACGAACAAAACCGCGGAUAAGGACCGUGUGACCGGUAAACACCCGUGCAAUGUUUCCGGUGAGAGUGUUGGACGUGAGCGUCAAAGCGAACUUCGGCCAAAGAGCAUCCCUCUCGACCUUGACGAAUCCUGCAAGCGUGAACAGCUACAGUUGGGAGAACCAGACGAAAUUUUGAAUUCAAUAAGACGAAGAUACGGGCUAGAUCCGCCGCCUCUUCCCACUACUGGGAACGAACGUGAAGGCGCUCCUAUGAGAAUUGGACACAGUUCGAUUUCCUCCCAUCAUGAACAAGUAAUAUCAAGAGGGGCCGCAGAAAUUGGGCCCAAUUUGCUCCGUGAUGAGACCGUCGAACGUGUGUCCAUUCUAACUCCAAUUCAAUCCGACGAUGUACGGUGCCUCAAAGAACAGGAGCUAUCAUCGCACCAUAACGGUUAUGCACAUGGCCUUCCGGAAACGAUAGAUGGAUACGGAUUACCAAUGGCUAAUACGCCGGACACCACUCCGGAAUCGCUUUCUCAUCUACGCUUAUCGGCGCCGUCACAUUGCAAUCAGGUGCUGUCACCGUCCACCCUGAUCCAACCCCCAGUGCACUUGCAGAAACCUACUUUCUGCGCACGUACUCAGCUGGGCGAGGUCGAUUCUAAUAGAGAGUUUAGAGGCAGCACUGGAACAGUUGCUGAUGUGUCGACAUUGGUGAUGGACACUGAUCUGGUAGACCCAUCUGGCUCAUCGGAUCCUCCAUUGCAGCCGCUUGAGCUUAUGCCCACCAACCAGAGUCUGCCGCACGUUGCAUCGCAGGGGAGAAAACCAAGGGAUGAACGGAACCCACGAAUGGAACGAAUGGAACGCAUUUUUUCUGUGACACAAGUGAUGAUGGCCAGUCAAGAAGAAGCCAACAUCGGACUACCCGAUAUGCAGGUUCAACCAGCAGCGGUGGCCGCCUUUCAAACGACUUUGGCCAUUUUAACUCUUCCGUUGUCAAUUCCAUGCCGUAUCGAUGGUUUGUGUCAGAACGUCCAAAGUACAAAGCAUUCAGCGCAAGUUAAUAUUGAUGAUGUUGCGGGAACGGGAACGAUACAUAUCAUGGAAGAAAACGAUGGGCUCUUGGAUGGCUCUGAUCAAAAUAGAGAUGCCACUCCAGACGGAAAAGAAGCUCACCGACUACAAGAAUCCGAACUAGCUUCCGAGCAGUGUACUACCUUUGAAGAGAAACAAGUACCUUCCUCGUCACUUUCUGAUCAGGAAACAGAAUCUGGACAGUUCUCUCGGGCACAGGCUGUUGACGACGAUGAACGUGCGAAGAAUCUUGAUUCUCGAGAUAGCCACAUGCAACCCGAACGGUCACCUGCGUUUAUCCGAGGGAUUGAUCCUGGAUGGACACCUCAAGCGGGACUGGAAUCCUGUUGCAAUCCUGAUUUUCCAGCUGCUGUCUUGAAUGAUGUGGAACGUUCUGAGCCAUCUAUUGAAACAGGGGAUGGGAAAGGCUUUACCGGGUGUGGUGCCAGUAGUUCUGAAGGAUCAAUAUUUAAGCAGGUGACAGACACAUUGAUGUCACAAGGUCAUGGGUCAGACUUAAACGAAAGACCUACGCAGAUGGAGGGAGCAGCUCUUGUGCAACAAUCUGUGGAGAGGCCGAUUCCCGCGCCAGGUCUGAACCACCAUGCCUUCGUGCUCUCUGAACGUGACAAUGUCCCUGCGAAUGAUGCAUCCACGGUCCGCGUUGUACUGGAAGAUCAAGAUAUCGAUGGGGCGAUUGUCGGAAACGCAACUGACGAGGAGAGUCAUCAUGGCCCAAAGCCGUUGAUCACUCCAGUGUGUGUUGAUACGCAAGAUGCUACGGAGCCACUGCUGUUGGGGUUACAGAAAGAGGAUGAGGAUGCGGUCAAUGCCGCGAUUUUAUCUGCGGAUUUAGUAACGCCCGCUGGAAUAGUAACGUCUCUGGAUGCGCCCCAAGAAUCCAGUGAUGGGCCGAACAAGGAUACCUCAGUAGUAAGCCCGACACAGUCACCUCCAAUUACAAGAUCAUCUGUGACGACGCAAACAAUAAACAGCGCGAGCGCAAGUGCUUCUACGCAGACCUCCCCUAUUGUAUCAGCUAGAAGUAGCAGAGCAGCCCAAACCAAUUCCUCCGAGACAGUUCAAAUGGGUGAUGCUGCAACGCAAACUGAACUUGAGUUGCUAAAUGCAUCAAAUGCGGAUGCUACGAUCAGCGUCAUCGAAGGACCACCGAUAGACGUUAUGGAUUUUAGCGAUGAGUCGGAUGAGAUACUCGCGAUAUUGACAAGAAGAUUGCACUCUUUGAACCAGGAAUUGGUUCGUGUUGAUGCAGAGAUUUCUGAAUUGGAAGUUGAAGGAGCAGUUGGAUAGUGUAUAUAAAUACAGCUCUCACGAGGCGACCCUAUAUGGGGGGAGUGGGCAGCCUUUUUGUAAAUACUUUGAUUUUUCGGCUACUUGAAGAUGGCCGGAAGCAAACUUUCGGUCUUGAAAAUAAAAUUUAUGCCAGUUAC